Anoplopoma fimbria (sablefish) is the source of this 1065-nucleotide messenger RNA. Its product is annotated as blue-sensitive opsin-like. Gene Ontology annotation, molecular function: G protein-coupled receptor activity. Gene Ontology annotation, cellular component: membrane; photoreceptor outer segment. The record is from RefSeq and is a predicted model, not a curated record. Gene Ontology annotation, biological process: visual perception; phototransduction; G protein-coupled receptor signaling pathway. The transcript has 5 exons. Lineage: Eukaryota; Metazoa; Chordata; Actinopteri; Perciformes; Anoplopomatidae. The coding region runs from base 7 to 1065 and encodes 352 amino acids.
GUCUAAAUGAGAGCAAAUCGUGGCAUGGAGCUGCCAGAGGACUUCUGGAUACCGGUCCCCCUGGAAACCAACAACAUCACGGCACUCAGUCCUUUCCUGGUCCCUCAGGACCACUUGGGAAACUUGGCCACCUUCUACUCCAUGGCAGGAUUCAUGUUCUUCACAUUCGUGGUUGGCACUGGCAUUAACGUCCUCACCAUUGCAUGCACCGUCCAAUACAAGAAGCUCCGGUCCCACCUCAACUACAUCCUGGUGAACUUGGCCGUGGCAAACCUUCUUGUGUCCUGUGUGGGCUCCUUCACUGCCUUCUGCUCAUUUUCAACUAGAUAUUUCAUCUUUGGAGCACUAGCAUGCAAAAUCGAAGGUUUUUUGGCAACGCUUGGCGGUAUGGUGAGCCUGUGGUCUCUUGCUGUGGUAGCUUUCGAAAGAUGGCUGGUCAUCUGCAAGCCACUUGGUAACUUUAUUUUCAAGCCCGACCAUGCGAUAGCCUGCUGUCUAUUCACCUGGGUGUUUGCACUGAUUGCCUCAGUUCCUCCACUGGUCGGAUGGAGCAGGUACAUCCCAGAAGGCCUGCAGUGCUCCUGCGGUCCAGACUGGUACACCACCAACAACAAAUACAACAACGAAUCCUACGUGAUGUUUCUCUUCGGCUUCUGCUUUGCUGUUCCCUUCAGCACCAUUGUAUUUUGCUACUCCCAGCUCCUAUUUACACUGAAAAUGGCAGCGAAGGCCCAAGCAGAGUCUGCCUCCACCCAGAAGGCAGAGCGGGAGGUGACCAGGAUGGUGGUCCUCAUGGUGAUGGGCUUUCUGGUGUGCUGGUUGCCUUACGCCUCCUUUGCUCUUUGGGUAGUGAAUAAUCGUGGACAAACAUUCGACCUGAGACUUGCGACCAUACCCUCCUGCCUCUCGAAGGGCUCUGCGGUCUACAACCCUAUCAUCUAUGUUGUCUUUAAUAAACAGUUCCGUUUAUGCAUGAUGAAGAUGCUGGGUAUGGGUGGAGGUGAUGAUGAAGAUUCGUCAACUUCAGCGUCAGUGACUGAAGUCUCAAAAGUUGGUCCUGCUUAG